This is a messenger RNA of Thelazia callipaeda (thelaziosis nematode), 657 nucleotides long. The record is from the annotation of a GenBank genome assembly. NCBI's taxonomy places the organism in Eukaryota, Metazoa, Nematoda, Chromadorea, Rhabditida, Thelaziidae.
AUGACAAAAAGCCUCGUGUGUGAUACGAGUGGCGACGAAAAUGCAUCUCAUUUUAUUCGGAAGUUUAACUUAAGCAGUAAUGAAGUUAUAAUCAAUCAAGAAUGCAUAGGGGAUGUUGGUUGUAUUGUGUGGGAUAGUGCCAUUGUUGCAUGUUAUUAUUUUGCUCGAAAACAGUCUUUUUGGAGAGGAAAAAAAAUAUUGGAAAUUGGUGCUGGAACGGGUGUGUGCAGCAUUGUUUUGGGAGUUUUGGGGGCAAAUGUUGUCGCAACCGAUUUAUCAGAUAGAAUUGGUUUAAUUCAUCAAAACAUCGCAAACAAUCUAGAAGCGAUAGUUCUUAAUGAAGGUGUGGUUAAAGUGGAAACUUUAGAUUGGAAUGAUUCUUGCGAUCAACUAAUUUAUUACGACGUGGUUGUUAUGAUUGAUACCAUAUACUACUUGAAGGCGUUAGACGGACUUUUGAAAAUCCUAUUAAGAAUAAAAGCUCCAACUGUUGUUUGCUGUUAUGAAGUGCGCGAUAUUGGAGAACCAAUGAUUGCACAGCAACGAUUUUUUGAAAUGAUAUCUCCUUUUUUUAAUGUUGCCUUAGUAACAGAUAAAGAAUUGGAUCCUUUGUAUAAGUCGUCUGAUAUCAAAGUACUAACAUUUGCACGACGUUGA